AUGACCACCAUUCAACCCCUCCUCCUAGCAGGAGGCCAUUCCUCCCGAAUGGGCCAACGAAAGGAACUUCUCGUCCUCCCCGACAAAACCCCCCUUUUCAUCCGCAUGAUCACACUCCUUCAUGAAAGCCUUCCCCAGUCAGAGCAAAUAUACAUCUCUCUUCGGGACCGCCAAAGACUUCACGAGCUACGCCAAUGUAGUCCAGCAUUGGUCAGGCAAAUCACACCCGAUACUCUCCAUAUACUCCCAGCAUCGCUGGCUAAGGCCGGGGAGCCUGGGAUUCCUAUCGCUGUUCGGAUACUUUUUGAUGAAGACCUUGCGAAUCAGCCUGGAGGCACGGAAGAAAUUGGACCUGCUAAAGGCCUGCUGAGAGCACGGCAGGAAGGUCCCGAUAGUUCAUGGCUCGUUGUCGCGUGUGAUUAUCCGCUUCUCUGUCGAGAUGCACUUGAUCAAUUGUUGCAACAACAUGAAAAACAACAACAGCCUGCUGCGCAUGGACACGAAAAAGCGACUGUGUUUCGGAAUGCAGAUGGCUUUGCAGAGCCGUUGCUGGGCAUUUGGACCCCGGGGGCUCUGGAAGACCUUUCCAGGGCCGUUGCCAAGGGUAUUACGGGACCGAGUUAUGUGGUCCGGCAUUCUGGAAGUACUUUGAUACGACCACGCUGUGAGAAGUGGUUGGUGAAUGUGAAUACACCUGAAGAGUGGGAAGAUGUGACGCGAGAGUUGGAAACGUCGGUUGAGGGACAGUCGUGA
Molecule: messenger RNA, 753 nt
Organism: Penicillium diatomitis
Lineage: Eukaryota; Fungi; Ascomycota; Eurotiomycetes; Eurotiales; Aspergillaceae
Product: molybdenum cofactor guanylyltransferase
Exons: 1
Coding region: 1-753 (250 amino acids)
Biological process (GO): Mo-molybdopterin cofactor biosynthetic process
Molecular function (GO): nucleotidyltransferase activity
Source: RefSeq, a predicted model, not a curated record